Symbiodinium natans is the source of this 774-nucleotide messenger RNA. Lineage: Eukaryota; Dinophyceae; Suessiales; Symbiodiniaceae. The record is from the annotation of a GenBank genome assembly.
AUGCUGGGUGCUUUUGUACUUGUGGCUCAUAGCUUUGACCCGGGCGCCAUCCAAAUGCGGCCCCUUAGCAGCACAGUGCGAGCACGCCGAGUGUUUGCAUUCGUGGCUGCACUUCUCGGCACAUCGACCCUGACACAGACUUUUGCCCAGACGCGAGUCAUGGAGGUAGACCCGGAAUACCCGGGAACUGCCGUAGAACGUCUGCGGAACAUCCAGGCACGGGUGAAAAGCCUGAAGCCCGAAGAUCUGAGCAAGGACUGGGAGGAGGUUCGCCGCAAGAUCCUUUGGGCUGGGGGCUUGAAGGACCUCCCGAACAACGUGCCUGGGCAAGGCUACACAGGCCAUUCGUUUAACGACGACAACCACUGCGAUCUGACACCGAUGCUCGGAGAGGUGGCGCACAACCUCCACGAGGGCGAGAUUCGGGGAAUCGCGAUGGGAAAUCGAUUAGGUCCUGGCAUCGACAUUGCAACUUUACCCGAACUUGGUCCGGGAGGAUCUUGGAGCACUUGCACAAAUGGUUGCCACGUAGAACCGCCGCAGGAUGUGGCCCACGUGCAGUUCAGGGCCCGGAUCGCUUUCAAGCUUGUGUGGACUCCACCGCACUUCAACAGCUUCGUUUUGGUUGAUGACAGUGGUGCGUACCUAAACCAUGGGACUCCCACAGGCGCCGUGCCCGGCCUACGCGCCCGGGUCUCGAACUACAACUUGGUCAAAGGAAGCAAGUACGCUCGGGAAGCGGAGGCUCUGUCCGACCGCGCGGCUGGCGCUUAG